UCAGAUAAUAAAAAUGAUGAUUUUUUUGACUAUUUUAAUGAUUUGAUCCAAAGCAAUAAAAUAUCAGAUUUACAUGCAAUUGCUAUAGCAGCAAAUACUAUAGCUGAUUUUAAUACUAUAGAAAUCUGUGAUGAUAAUAAUGAGAAUGAUUUAAGAGAUGCAUAUUUUGAGUUAACUAUUUUAUUAUCAGAUGCAAAAUUUUCAAACAAUUAUGAUUUAGAUACAUGUAAAAACUUUUAUACUGGCAUUACUAAAGCAGGAACUUUAGAUAUUUUAUACUUAGUUAAUUUACGAAAAAAUCAUAAAUGUUAUAAUAACCAGGAUAUGAAGUGA
Messenger RNA from Scutellospora calospora, 333 nucleotides. The record is from the annotation of a GenBank genome assembly. Lineage: Eukaryota; Fungi; Glomeromycota; Glomeromycetes; Diversisporales; Gigasporaceae.